AUGAAGUUCAACACUCGGAACGCAUACUACUUACGUGUUUCUGAAAACACCGUUCUCCCAUUAUAUUUGUAUCUUGACGAGCAACAUGUCGAGUGGAUGUCUGAACGCGUCCUACAACAUGUGCUCGCAGACUUAAGGCCUCUAGUCAUACCGAAGCUUAUCUCCGAAGAGAGUGCUCAUCUGGGGCUAGGUGGUUCAGGAAACGCCAAGAAAGGAACUCUAGAUGUCCAUCGUGGACAGACAUAUCAAUUUGGGUACUUCUUGCGGAAUACGGAACCGCAUUCUGUAUUGAUCAAGACACGACGUUUCACUGCUGCACCUCCUAGAGAGAAGAAGCGGGCUCCUCAGCACAUAUCAGAGGACUCUGAGAAUGGACCAGCCACGAACAUUCAUAAGCGUGCCAAAUCCACGAAGAAGAGCCAGCAGUACGCGCCUGCCAGGAAGAAACGCAAUACCGCCAAGGACAGGGGCAAAGGCAAACAACGGGCUAUCGACUUGGACAACGAAGAGGAAGCCGUUUCUCUGAGUAGCGACUCAGAUAAUAAAGGCGAAGGUGCUGGGUUUCAGCCAGCGAAUUUACUGCCGCGAAGAUCUGCUCGGACGCGGAGACUAGUUGCUGGCGGAUACCGUGAAGACGACGUUGAGGGCGACACAGAAGGUGCAGGAGCGGCCGAUGUAGACAUAGAGAUGGCUGCUCCUGAGAACUCUGAUACCGUGCCACCCGCUUCUGAUCUUCGCGCUCCCGAACUUGACGAUGCAGAGCUUGUCAGCAUGGACCCGACGGAUGAUAUAGCAUCCCCCAUCGAAGUCAAAGCAGAGCAAACAGAACCUGUGCUCCCCUCAAAUCCAGAUGAGCCUAUUCGUGUCGACGAAGAGCCACCGCAAAGCCCCGAAUCGCCUCCACAUCCCGAGGACGCGAUCCUAGUAGCCUCAGAUACCGAAGAAGACAAGCCGAAGCCAGUCAUGAAGCUGCGUUAUCAAGGCUUCUCCAUCAGAGGACGCGCCCUCUGUGUGAUCGUCGAGCCGUACCCACCGCUUCACAAAGCCCCGCGCGCAAUGUCACUCGCUCCAACAGGCCUCGUCGCCCCGCGCGCUCCGAGCAUUGCGCCGGCGGACUUCGUCGUGAGCGGUCAGCGUGCCCGGACGCCGCUUUUCCUGCCGGAGGAUGACCGCGAGCGGAGCGUCACGUCUGCGCCGUGGCAGCGCGAGCGUCCGCCGGUGCCGCUCUUCCACGAAGACGCACCUGCUGCUGCGGAUGACGAAGACGAAGACGAAGCGGACGGCGGGAUGCUGGCGUUUAGCCAGAUCUUGAAGUCUGUGGGAGAUUAUGCUACUGGCGCUGCCGAAGAUGACGAUGAGAUCGAGGGCGCGGUGUUCUUGGGAGAUGCAGACGAGGCCAAGGGUAUGUGA
Phanerochaete carnosa HHB-10118-sp is the source of this 1410-nucleotide messenger RNA. RefSeq lists its product as uncharacterized. Lineage: Eukaryota; Fungi; Basidiomycota; Agaricomycetes; Polyporales; Phanerochaetaceae. The coding region runs from base 1 to 1410 and encodes 469 amino acids. The transcript has 5 exons. The record is from RefSeq and is a predicted model, not a curated record.